GUCCGCUAACUUCUGUCUUGUGUGGUCAUCCAACCGAAGCAUGGGAUCUUUUUGACUCUCCAUUUUAACUCGCUGUCGUUAAAUGAUGAAAAUGUCGUAUCCAGUGUGAUGGUAUUUGUUGUCAGCGUCUGUUUUUAUUUAAAUAGAUAAAACGGAAACAGCAGCGGCUCCGGCAACACGGCGAACUCCUCGCUUGCAUCGCGUCCUGUGAACACCGCUAGCUGUGACAUGACUAUGAAAAACUACCGUCGAGGGAAGUUAUAAUUGACAUUAUCAUAGCUGAAUGGCUACAACAGCAGCUUGUCUGCCCCGAUUUAACGCCUACAUGCUGUUAUUUCGAUAGCCAUUUGAGCUCAGCGUCAGGGGGUUGGUGGGGGGGCGGGGGGGGGGCACCGUUAUAAUAUAACAAGGAGACCGCAUCAACACAGCUUCUGUUCCCGUCCGAGAAGAUGUCUUUCUUCAAUUUUCGGAAGAUAUUCAAACUGGGCCCUGACAAGAAGAAGAAGCAGUAUGAACAUGUACACAGAGACGUGAACCCGGAGGAAAUCUGGGACAUCAUUGGGGAACUUGGAGACGGGGCGUUUGGGAAAGUAUUCAAGGCUCAGAACAAGCAGAAUGGGACCCUCGCUGCUGCCAAGGUUAUUGACACAAAGACUGAGGAUGAAUUGGAGGACUACAUGGUGGAGAUUGACAUUCUGGCCUCCUGCGACCACCCUCACAUCGUCAAACUGCUGGAUGCCUUUUAUUUUGAAGGCAAACUUUGGAUCCUCAUAGAGUUCUGUGCAGGCGGUGCAGUGGAUGCCAUCAUGCUGGAACUGGAGAGACCCCUGACAGAGCCUCAGAUCCGUGUGGUUUGUAGGCAGACCUUGGAGGCUUUGUGUUACCUCCACGAGAACAAGGUCAUCCACCGAGACUUGAAGGCCGGAAACAUUCUCCUCUCCUUGGAUGGAGAAGUGAAACUAGCUGACUUUGGGGUGUCUGCUAAAAAUACCAAGACGUUACAGAGAAGGGACUCUUUCAUCGGCACUCCGUAUUGGAUGGCCCCAGAGGUGGUGAUGUGCGAAACCUCCAAGGACCGUCCGUACGACUACAAGGCCGACAUCUGGUCCCUCGGGGUAACCCUGAUAGAGCUGGCACAGGUUGAGCCGCCCAACCACGAGAUGAACCCCAUGAGGGUGUUGCUGAAAAUAGCCAAGUCCGAGCCGCCCACACUCAUGCAUCCCUCCCGCUGGUCCCCGGAAUUCAGCGACUUUCUGCGGAAAUCACUUGAUAAGAAUGUGGACCAUAGGUGGAGCCCUGUGCAGCUUUUGCAGCAUCCUUUUGUCACCAGUGUAACAGACUGCAAACCUCUCAGAGAGCUCAUCGCCGAGGCCAAAGCUGAAGUCACAGAGGAGCUCGAGGAUAGCAAAGAGGAGGAGGAGGAGGAAGAGGCUGAAACACCUCUGGCGGCUCCAGGGCACAAGAGAGCGCCCUCAGAUGCCAGCGUGGCCAGCUCAGAGGAUGACAAAGUCCCACCGACUCCCUCCACGCUGGAAUCUGUUACAGAAAAGACAGAGACCGUGCCUGCUGAGGACCAGACCAGUGAUAAGCUCUCUGAUGAAAUACUUGGAACAAGUGAGGUGGAUAAGCCUAAAGAGGGGAAACUCAAUGAGGUGUCUAAUGCUGAUAAUGCAGACCUGGUAUCUGGGCCAGCAGAGCCUAUAAUGGACUUGAUCCCACAAGCUCCCACCGAGCCUAAACCAGAAGACGGUAAAAUUCCUGCUGAGCCUGCGGCACCACUGCCAGAGGAGAAUGGCAAAACAACCCAGGAACUUAUCCCAGAUGGUCAAGAAACAGAGGAAGAACAGAAGGAGAUACCAGAAAAUGAACCUUCCCAAAUAAUAGAGGAAAAAGGAGAGGAGAAGGGGAGGGAAGACAGAGAAGAGAAAGAAAAAGCAGAAGGUACAGAAGAUUUCAAAGAAUCUCAAGAGCAGCCUGAAGAUAAACAAGAGGAACCAGAAUCCAUAUCAGGAGAAGUUGAACCGCCAGAAGAAGAAAGCAGAGAACCAGAGAAGGAGAUCCCUCCGAAACAAGUGGCAGAAGACAGAAUAGACGACACAGCUAAUGGCCCAGAUGUAAAUACAGACACAGAGAAUAUAGGACCAAAUGUAAUAGACAUAAACAUUAAUGGAGAAACAGACACAAAGUCAAGCGUGGAUGACACCCCUGCUGAAGUUCUGUUAGAGAAGGAGGCCACAGAGAGUCAGCCAGAGGAAAAACCUGAGGAUGAAAAGCAGCCUGACCAAGACAAUCACCCCUGUGAGGAGAAUAAACCAGAGGAACAGACACCAACGGAAUUGACAAAUGGAGUCAGCGACGUUGCCAAAGACACCUCAGAGGAUUCAGAACAAGUGGUCCCAUGUAAAGACGUCAACAUGAAGGAAGGCGAGGCGAAAGCUACUCCUGCCGAUGAGAAUACUUCCCAAGAUGCCGUCUCUGUCCAGGAGAGCGAAACGGACUCAGAGUGCAAGAUGGAGCCCGGAAGCCCAGCUGUGGUUAAGUCGGAUGUAGAGAAGGACUCGGACUCUGGGAGCAGCUCCGCAGCUGACAGCAGCAGCCUCGACCUCAAUCUGUCCAUCUCUAGCUUCCUGUCCAAGAGCAAGGAAGGCUCCGUGUCUAUGCAGGAGUCAAAACGUCAGAAAAAGACGCUGAAGAAGACACGUAAGUUCAUGGUGGAUGGUGUGGAGGUCAGUGUGACGACAUCAAAGAUAGUGACGGAUAACGACACCAAGAGUGAAGAGAUGAGGUUCCUAAGGCGGCAGGAGUUGAGAGAGCUGCGCCUCCUGCAGAAGGAGGAGCAGAGGGCCCAGCAGCAGCUGAGCAACAAGCUGCAGCAGCAGAGAGAGCAGAUCUACCGGCGCUUCGAACAGGAAACAACUGCUAAGAAGCGUCAAUAUGACCAAGAGGUGGAGAACCUUGAGAAGAAGCAGAAGCAGACCAUCGAGCGGCUGGAGCAGGAUCACACCAGCCGGCUCAGAGACGAGGCCAAACGCAUCAAAGCGGAUCAAGACAAGGAGCUCUCCAAAUUCCAAAACAUGCUGAAGAACCGGAAGAAAGAGGCCCAACUGGAGGUUGCACAGUCCCCCAGACACAUGAGAAAAGAGCUCAUGAAACGCAUAAAGGAGGACCUAAUGCUCCUUAAGACUUCAGAGGCAGUGGCCCAGGUUAUGAUACAGUCUUUUCAGUUGUCCUCAUGUGCCCUCUUCAACGCUCAGAUGCAGGAUGAGCAGGAGUUCCUCCAGAAGCAGCAGCAGGAGCUGGACGGAGCUCUGAAGAAAAUCAUCCAGCAGCACAAACUGGAGAUCGCCACUAUAGAGAGAGACUGCCUCAACCAUAAGCAGCAGCUGAUGAGAGCUCGAGAGGCAGCCAUGUGGGAGUUGGAGGAGCGCCACCUGCAGGAGAAGCACCAGCUGCUGAAGCAGCAGCUCAAAGACCAGUACUUCCUGCAGAGACACCAGCUGCUCAAGAGACACGAGAAAGAGAUGGAGCAGAUGCAGCGCUACAACCAGCGGCUGAUCGAGGAAAUGAAAAACAAACAGACUCAAGAGAGAGUCCGUCUGCCCAAGAUUCAACGCAGCGAGGCCAAGACCCGCAUGGCCAUGUUCAAGAAGAGCCUUCGCAUCACGGCCACAGCAUCCGUCACCCCAGAGAUGGAGAGAGAGAAGAUCAAGCAGUUCGCUGUUCAGGAGGAGAAGAGGCAGAAGAAUGAGAGGCUCCAUCAACACCAGAAACACGAGAACCAGAUGAGGGAUCUGCAGCUGCAGUGUGACUCAAACAUCAGGGAGCUGCAGCAGCUACAGAAUGAGAAGUGCCACCUUCUCAUCGAGCAUGAGACUCAGAAGCUGAAGGAGCUGGAUGAGGAGCACAGCCAGGAGAUAAAGGAGUGGAGAGAGAAGCUGAGACCCAGAAAGAAGGCCUUGGAGGAGGAGUUCACACGGAAGCUUCAGGAGCAGGAGGUCUUCUUCAAGAUGAGCGGCGAGUCCGAAUGCCUUAACCCCACCACCCAGAGUCGAGUGUCCAAAUUUUACCCAAUCCCAAACCUGCACAACUCUGGUUUAUAGCCUCAUGUCAGAAAACAGACUCGUAUCAAACUAAGACAGACUGUUCCAGGUGAAGCGGCGUCAUUCCUCCGACCGUUACUGAUUUCCAUGAAAAUACCUUCACUGCUUUGACUCCACCGUUAGUGAGCAUGACGUGCCUACACACUGUUCAACACUCUGUCGAAUUUUUUUCUCAGCUUGUUGGGAAAUGUCGGGUGGAUAAUAUGCACUUUUUCCAGCAUGUUCAGAAGUCUGCAGUCGGUAGCGAAGGCCGAUCAUGCUUAACAGAGAAGUGUUAGCACAGCCGGCUACAGUAUGAAUGAUCUCAGUGCCUCAUAUGUUCCUUAUGGUUCAGGAGUUAGGCCCUCCCCUGUGUUUUCUUCGGUUUGCAGUAAAUACAAAGCCCCCCUGAAUGUCGUGCACUUAAAUAGCUAGUUAUCAAAAAAAAAAAAAUUGAGCGAUUAUUAGUAUUAUUUCACAAAAGCUGGUCAUUAAAAAUCGUCUUUCACUGCAUUUAAGGUGAUGCUGCCUCACGGGAGAAGUGCUGAUGAGUCACUGCUCUCAAAAGAAAAAGUGAAGUCGUCUAAUGCUGUGCUAAAAAAAAAAAAAGCUUUGUUAUGAUAAAAAGUGAGGGAAAAGGAAAUGCAUUAUUAAUUAAAAGGAAUGUAAUGUGUUGUAAACGAUGCAGCGCUGAGAAAAGUUACAAGUUUGCACCUACAUAUCAUGUUUAGUCUGAAACCAGGAGGAUUUUUCAGUCUUGAGCGAUGAUUUAACUCAACGUUUUUGUUAAAUUAGCCAUACUACCAAACACACCUGUGUGUGUAAAAGACAGAGCAGAGCUGUUACUUUUUGACAAUAAAGAAAUACUGUUUUUUUUAAUACAAAUGAUCAAAAUUAAAUCACCUCACCUUCUUGGAGCUAGCUUGGAUGCUUUGUUGUGAAAUGCUGAAGGAAUGUAAAGCUGUUGAUUUGCACUGUUUUGCCACAUGAGCUAAAUGGGAGAAGAAGAGUAUGAAGAAGAAGUUUUUUUUUCUUUACAGUGAGUCCAGUUUGUCUCACACAGGCCUCUUCAAACUCCAAACUGACUGAGUUGUUUUCAACAUUGUUUUAUUUGUUUUAAUCAUUUUAAGAUAUACCCCUCUAGCAUUUUAUGAACACGUCUUAUUUCCCGAACGUAUUGCAGAUUAAUCGACGCUGUAAUCGCUGUUAUUUUUUGUGACACCAUUGCUGUAUGAAAGGUGAAAUGCUGUAUCCUUUUUCAUUUCAACACGUGAGGAGACGUGUCGCCGUUUUUCAGAAGAAAAAGUAUUGACGGUUCUCAAAAAGAGACGCAAACAAACCUGACUGGUUUGUUUUUGCCACUUCAUAUCAUCAGUGCAUGUUAUCGAUUCUUUGCUCACAUGAACAUUGACAUAAAUGCUGGAUUUGUAUUGCCGUUAUCGGAGACUGUGUCUUGUGAAUGACACCACACGCCCUCUAGAUUUCAAUGGUUUUUUUAUUUUCAGUUGCAGCCUUUGGAUGUGUCUAAGUUCUACCACCAUGGAUAUUCUCAGUAUAUGCAUUUUUUUGAUGUCAGAUCCAAUGUAUUUAAAGUGUCUUUAUAAAUGGACAAUUCUUCUGUUGUUGUAAAUAAAAUAAUGACUGUUUAUUUGA
This is a messenger RNA of Labrus mixtus (cuckoo wrasse), 5732 nucleotides long. RefSeq names its product STE20-like kinase a (gene slka). Gene Ontology annotation, molecular function: ATP binding; protein serine/threonine kinase activity. Bases 450 to 4100 code for a protein of 1216 amino acids. Gene Ontology annotation, biological process: protein phosphorylation. Lineage: Eukaryota; Metazoa; Chordata; Actinopteri; Labriformes; Labridae. The record is from RefSeq and is a predicted model, not a curated record. The transcript has 20 exons.